This is a messenger RNA of Echinostoma caproni, 213 nucleotides long. Lineage: Eukaryota; Metazoa; Platyhelminthes; Trematoda; Plagiorchiida; Echinostomatidae. The record is from the annotation of a GenBank genome assembly.
AUGGACAAAGAUGCGGAGAUGAUGGAGAACAAGCUGAAUUCUGGCAAUUUCCGACCCAACAAAACAGCUGCUUCAUAUCGUGCGUAUUCGGGGGGAUUUCAGUCCGCGCGUCCACGAGGCUCGGGAUUGGAUCAACCGUAUGAGACACGAAAACGUGACAUGACAGUAGCACGGUUGGCCUCGGAAUCAAUAACCGGUACCGGUAAGGUCUGA